GUAGGGAGUUAAGGUUCUUGUGCCAGACUGUAACUGAACAGGUUGUCUUCACUGUAGGAAAUGUUUCUCAUAAUUUCUCAGGUGGUGAAAUAUUCUGAAGAACAAAAUUGUGAUUAAGCUAUAUCUGUGAUACAUAAGGAACCAAUGAAGUAAAUGUAAGUGUGAGAUAAUGACUGACAUGGACGUCAUUUAGAGGUGAAUGAAUUAGCACGUGUCACCGUUUGCCUCAGAUCAAGUGAUGGCGAUAGUUAUUAUAAGUGUUAUCAGGACCACAAAAUGUUCACACUUAGAAUACUGGUAACUAAUUUAUCUGUGCUUGUCUUUGUUCCACAUAGUGUAAAUGCAACGAAGUUAAGGCCAUGUCUUUCAUCCAUAUUUCUAUCUAAUGGUUUUGAGAACAAUGACUGGGUCACUAUUGAGAGAGGUGUCUGUACAUCUUUAACCUAUACAGAGAGAACUUCCUGUUACAAACAUUAUAAGCCUUUCACAUUUAAUAAUAAAAUGGAGGAAAUACACUUAAAAGCUACCAGCCAGCAAGAAGAAUCUCAGGAACAUCUUGAUAUGUACAAAGAUAUUACUCAAGAAGAUUGGAAAUUUAGUUCAAGUGAAUUUCUAACUUUCCCUCUCGACUCAAUAUCUGAAAACUACGACAGAAGGAACGUACCGAAUGCAGUAUUUUCAGUGGUAGAGCCGACACCACUUAAGGGGCAGACGGUGUUAGCUGGAAUAUCAUCGGCAGCUCUGGACCUCAUCGACUUACUCCCCUCCGUCGCUACGUCGUCUAUAUUCCGGGACUUUGCUUCCGGUGCCUGGCGUCAUCCAUCAUCAACUCCCGUGGCACAUCGCUAUGGAGGCUACCAGUUUGGGUGGUGGGCGCAGCAGCUUGGGGACGGCAGAGCUCAUCUUCUGGGUCAUUAUACUAACAGGAGAGGAAAAUGGUGGGAGCUGCAGUUAAAAGGUUCGGGGAAGACGCCAUAUUCCCGUUAUGGGGACGGUCGAGCUGUCAUACGUUCAUCCGUCCGGGAAUUUUUAGCCGCUGAAGCUAUGGAUGCACUAGGAUUCCGUACAUCAAGAAGUGCAUCGCUGGUGGUGGGGGACGAGUUGGCUAAGAGGGACCAGUUCUACAAUGGCAACCUUAAGAUGGAGAAGACUGCAGUGGUACUCAGGCUGGCUCCAACCUGGUUCAGGUUUGGUUCCCUGGAAAUACUGGCCAAGAGGCAAGAGGUGGAGUCACUGAAAUUCUUGGUUGAUCACAUCAUCAACAAACACUUCCCAACGAUAUCAGUGACUGAUCCAGAUAGAUAUUUGAGUAUGUUUUCAACUGUGGUGGAAGAAACAGCAGAAAUGAUUGCCCAGUGGCAGAGUGUUGGCUUCACGCACGGUGUAAUGAACACUGACAACAUGAGCAUCGUGUCGGUCACUAUAGACUACGGACCUUAUGGGUUUUUGGACACUUAUGACCCAGAUUUUGUACCCAAUUCUUCUGAUGAAGAUGGUAUGUACAGCUAUAAGAACCAGCCGGGUGUUGGGUUCAAUAACCUACAGAGGUUAGGUAAUGCGCUGGACCAACUUCUUACUCCAGACCAAACACCUCAGAUGAAAACUAUUCUUGAUGGAUAUGACACAAAAUUCAGACAAGUUUAUCUAACUUUAUUCUCAAAGAAACUGGGAUUUAAAAAUUUCAAACAGGAGGAUGAACAACUUAUUAAAAAUUUGCUAAAUAUGAUGAAGAUUAAUGAAGCAGACUUUACAAUGACCUUUUGGGAGUUGGGAAACAUAACGCUACAGGAGUUGGAAGCAAAGAAACUGUCAAGAAAGUUUUGGGCUUUGGACAAAAUUGUAAACGAUGACAAGUUUCCCCAGUUUGUGGAGAAGUACAAGUCAAGACUACAAGAAGAAGAGUUGAGUGACGAUAGCCGGCGAGGGAUCAUGGCUACCGUCAAUCCCAGAUAUGUGUUAAGAAACUGGAUUGCCCAACAAGUGAUUGAGAAAGUUGAGCAGAGUAGCUUUCAUGAUUUAGAUCUAGUUUUAAGGAUACUAAGAAAUCCUUUUCAUAGUCAAGAUGAAGCUGAAAAGAAAGGCUAUGCUAAUGCUCCUCCAUGCUGGUCACAGAAGUUGAGAGUUAGUUGCUCCAGCUAACAUUUACUGGUAAGUCAUAAAGUUUUAAAAGUACUACAGUAGUUUUGGUUGUGGUAUAUAAACAGUAUCUGUCUACAUUAAUAAUUGUUUCCAGUGUGUGUGUGUGUGUGUGUGUGUGUGUGUAUAAUGACCUAAAUACCACAAUAGUAUGUAUAUAGUAAUUGAAAUUUAUAUUAUUGUUCAUCAGUAGUAUGAAUGUAGUACUGUAGUAAUCAGAUUGCCAGUGGGUGUAUACA
Molecule: messenger RNA, 2375 nt
Organism: Homarus americanus (American lobster)
Lineage: Eukaryota; Metazoa; Arthropoda; Malacostraca; Decapoda; Nephropidae
Product: protein adenylyltransferase SelO-like
Exons: 4
Coding region: 277-2139 (620 amino acids)
Source: RefSeq, a predicted model, not a curated record